AGAGCAGACAGAUCAUCAGGGCCACCUUAGCGCUUUGUUGCUGCUUGUAGCCGAUUUAGUUUAGAAAACUACGUGAACGUGUUUUGAAAGUGGCUACGGAUGCGCCGGUAUCGAUAUUUACAUAGCAGUGGAUAGUGAAUUUAUUUAUUUAUUUGUCUUUUUUUUGUGCAUUAAGGAGUUCGGAAGAAUAUAUUGUGUAACUGUUUUUAAUUUAAAUAGUCACUUAUAUACAUACAUACAUAUAUAUAAAUAUAAUAUAUGUAGAUCAUACAUACAUAUGUAUUAGGUACCUCAUUCAUAAUCAACAAAGUGAUUUUCAACUAAAUUAAAACAAUAAUAUUUUUAAGUAGAAUUUACAUAUUUGGAUACGAAGAGCGAAAGCCAGUGGUAGAAAAUGUUUCGUUGCACCAGAAAGCGCCUGAAAUUCACCUUAUUCGCAUUCAAUGCAAUAUGUGCUGUGAUGGGGAUAAUUUUAGUAUGGUUUGGAGCUUGGCUAUACAGUAAUAUUACAGAAGUUGAUAUAGACAACAGUGAGACUUUGAUUGCUACUGUUAUUAUCGUACUCGGCAAUGUUUUACUUAUAAUGGCGGCAUUUGGUUGUGUUGCUACUUACAGAGAGUCCAAGAGCAUGUUGAUAGGUUAUGCUGUGAUCUUAAUUAUUUUAUUGGUUAUACAAAUGUUCAUUGUGAGCAUCAGUUAUGCCGCGGCUAAUGGCAGUCUCUCUAGUGGCCUACAACGUGGAUUCGAUGAACUUUGGGAUAAAGGAUAUACUAACUUAAAUACAACUUUGUCAUUUUAUGAAGAGUGGCUCCACUGCUGUGGCAAGAGUAGUGCCAAUGAUUAUUUUCUCAUGGACAAAGUCCCACCACCCAGCUGUUGCCGCUACCAGGAUUGCACAAAUGUUCUAAAUCUGUAUGUGGAUGGUUGUGAGAAGAAAUUUAGUGAUUAUGUGGGUGAGAGGACGAAUAGUUUCAACAUUGUCAGCUGGUGUUUAAUUUCAACGGAGUUUAUUGGCUCUGUAUUUGCUUGCAUUUUGGUUGAUAGCAUCAGAAAUUAUCGCGAUCGCAUACGUUUUUACAACUGAGCAGGAAUACGAAUAAGGAAAAAAAAAAUGCGAAUACCUCGUUCCUUUGCACAGCAUAGUAUUGUUAAAUUAGUAGCCGAAAAUUCGUCGACUCAAUACAUUUUUGUUUUUGUAUAAAUAGCGGAAUAUUUAUAGUAUUUUAGUUUAUUGAUUAUUAUAACGCAAGCAACUUAAACCUAAAAUCCUAGUUAAGGUUUUAUAUUAAUAUUGAAAAAAUUGUUGUUUAGUUGUAAGUUAUAAAAUUGUAUGAUAGCCUUGAAGAAAAUUAAACCCAUAAGCAAAUAUAUA
Molecule: messenger RNA, 1372 nt
Organism: Anastrepha ludens (Mexican fruit fly)
Lineage: Eukaryota; Metazoa; Arthropoda; Insecta; Diptera; Tephritidae
Product: protein late bloomer
Exons: 5
Coding region: 395-1084 (229 amino acids)
Cellular component (GO): membrane
Source: RefSeq, a predicted model, not a curated record